AUAGACAGAAAUUGAAUUGAAGAGAGAAAGAGGGAAAAGAAAACAACGGGGUGUAUUCAUUUAAAUGUAUUGUUUAGUAUGAGUUAUUUUAUUUUUAUAACAGAUUAAUGACAUGGCCACGAAAAAAAUGUCUUUGUCUCAAAACAAACAAUCAUCUCUCAUGAACUUUGUGAAAAAAACCAGUAGGGAAUCUUCACGGAAUAGUAGUCCAACUCCAGGCGGUGACAAUGAGCAGGUGUCCGAAAAGAAAUCCAAAUUUGUAUGGAAGUCCAAGUCCACACCCACCUCGAAUUCUUGGACACCACCAUUCAAACAGAAUCCUGUUGGUGUUUCAUCACAUCAAGUCCCACCUAGACAGAACCAAAUAUUGCCUGUCACGCCAAUAGUUAAUACUCCUCCCUCAGCCUUCAACCAGUCCCUGAAAUCAAAUGUUCCAUGUGACAAUAGCAAUGACAUGUUUGCCAUGGAUGUGGAUGACUCAAUGGACUUUCUUGAAACAAACAUAUCAAAAAAUAAAAGCCAAUCACCAAAAGAAACCAACAGAUCUAUCAGAAUCAGUUCCAGCCCUUCACCCUCAAAACCUGAGCGCAAAUCGGAAGCCAGAGACAAGUCUGUUGAAAACAAGAAAGUUUGUCGAACACCAGAAAAAAGUAGUCCUAAGAAGGAUAAGGACCCUCUGAAGAAUCUCAAGCUGGAUAGCUCAAUAUCAGGGUUCUUGCAGAAGGUUUCUCAUCAUCCAGCUUUGAAGAAAGCUAGUGAGGAUCGUAGCCUCCAAACAAAAGAUAAAGAAGACUGCAAAAAGAUGUACAUAGAACUGUUAGAAAAAAUAGCCGACGCGUUUGACAGAAUACCAAACUGCAUCAAAGAAAAAUUCCCCGGUUACGAAAACAAAACUUACGCUAAAAUGAAACUGUUGAAAUCAAAAUUAAAAACAGCAAUAACUAAAGUACCUGAUGAUACAACUCAGUGCUUCUUAGAUAGUCAACCCAGUACUAGUAAAUGUAAUACACAAGUAAAUGGUCGGGAAAGUCCAUCGUUACUUGGUGAUAUUGAUGACAUAAACGACUUCCAAAUGCCACGACACAAACUUCUUAACGGGGAAAGACCUGUCCUGACAUCUGAUACUUCAACACCAGAAUUUACAUUUAACAAAGCAGCCCCAAAUAAAACGAUAUAUUCUGAUUUAAUGGCUAAAAAAUCUCUAUCUUUUGAAGCGUUUUCGCCUGCAGGAAAUGAUAGCGCCCAAUCAGACGUAGAGAAUUUAGAUACAUCUGAAUCAAAUAAAAGUAAAGGGAAAUUUGUUUUUAAAAAACCUUCUAGACUUAGCGAAGAUAACACUACGCCAAACAGAGAUGUACCUUCAAAGACUUUAGAAAGGUUCAAAAACGCAUCCGAAAGACUCAAGCCAGUAUUAGCUGAAGAACCUGCUAAAUACGUGCCUGUAGCAAACAGCUCAGUUGGUUUCCAACCCUCUGAGUUGAGUAAGAAUUUGUCAAGCUUCAACAAACCUUGCACGGCUGUUUCGCCAAUAAUAAAAGAACCGGUUCAAGACUACGAUGAAAACGAUUAUGAAAUACCUUUAGAUAUGGAUGAUGAUACGGAUAUCAUUCCAGAAAGUUCUAAAGCCAGUGUGAUUGAUAUAAGUGAUUCUCAGCCAAGUAUAAGUAACACUCAGAUUGUGAAUGGUAAGGAGGUUGCAGUGGACGACGAUGGUUGGCCGGAGUACAAGCUGGAAGAUUUUGAGGAUGAUAUGGAUAUAGCGCUGACAACGGAACCGGAAGUUGUGAAGCUGAUGGAGAAUUCUACCUUGGAGACGGAGACGCCUAAGUAUAAGGGCAUGGGGAAUUUCCAUGAGGGGACGCAGAAUGAUGGAAUUACUGGCGAGUUCGACGGCAUGGACUACCCUCACUCAUCCCUUAUGAUGGAAAUGUUCAGCGAGAAGUUCGGUCUUCGCUCCUUCCGACCAAACCAGUUGCAAGUGAUCAAUGCUACUUUGUUGGGACACGACUGUUUCGUACUCAUGCCUACUGGCGGAGGUAAAUCAUUGUGCUACCAGCUGCCAGCAAUCUUAACGCCAGGGGUGACGAUCGUCAUAUCUCCACUGAAGUCGCUCAUUUUGGACCAAGUCAACAAACUGCUAUCACUAGAUAUCCCAGCGGCCCAUCUCUCCGGCGAUGUAUCUUUAGCCGAGGUGGACGAGAUAUACCACAAGUUGUCACUACGGGAGCCAACCAUCAAGCUGCUCUACGUGACUCCAGAGAAGAUCAGCAGCUCACCUAAGUUCCAGUCUAUGUUAGACACGCUCUACUCGCGGGACAAGCUGGCCAGGUUCGUGAUCGACGAAGCACAUUGCGUGUCCCAGUGGGGCCACGACUUCCGGCCGGACUACAAGCGGCUGUACAUGCUGCGGGAACGGUUCCCCACCACCAACAUCAUGGCACUCACUGCCACCGCCACGCCGAGGGUCCGCAUGGACAUAUUGCAUCAGCUAAAGGUAUCGAAGUGCAAAUGGUUCCUGUGUUCGUUCAACCGGCCCAACCUAGCCUACCGUAUCCUCGAAAAGAAACCCAAGAACAUCAACCAAGACGUUGCGAACAUAAUUAAGGAGAAGUUCUUCCGUGACUCGGGCAUAGUUUAUUGCCUGUCGCGAAAAGAGUGCGAGACUCUGUCCGGAGACCUUCGUAAAGUGGGCAUCCAAGCCGCGCCGUACCACGCCGGCCUGCCGGACAAGAAGAGGGAACAGGUGCAAGCGGGAUGGGUCGCUGACAAGUUUAAAGUGAUCUGCGCGACGAUUGCGUUCGGAAUGGGAGUCGACAAAGCAGACGUGCGAUACGUGAUCCACCACAGUAUGCCGAAGUCAGUAGAGGGAUAUUACCAAGAGGCCGGUCGCGCUGGUCGCGACGGAGAGCUGGCUACUUGUCUACUGUAUUAUUCGUAUUGUGACGUGGCGCGGUAUCGGAGACUGCUUGAUAUGGAACGCAACGCUACCCCGGAGGCGAAGCGAGUGCAUAUCGAAAACUUGCUGCGAAUGGUGGAGGUCUGCGAGAGCGUCACGGAGUGUCGCCGCGCGCAGGUGCUGGGGUACUUGGGCGAGCGCUUCAGCCGCGCGGAGUGCGCCGCUUACAAGGCGGCCGCCUGCGACAACUGUCUGCAGGCUGCUGAUUAUAAGCCUGUGGACGUAACAGAAGAAUGCAAGCUCAUCGUUCGCGGCAUCCGCGACGCUACCGCGAGUCGCUCCUCGUUCACCUUACUGCAUAUCGCAGACGCACUUAGAGGGUCCAUGCAGCAAAGGAUACAGUCCUUACACAAGAGCCCUAUACACGGACGGUGUAAGUCAUGGCAGCGCGGCGACCCGCUCCGCCUGCUGCGGCAGAUGGUGGUUCGCUCGCUGCUGGCCGAGAAACUCGUGGUCAACAACGAUAUCGCCAGCGCUUACGUCAUUCUGGGACCCGCUGUUGACAAGUUAAUGUCAGGCAACGUCCGCGUAGUAUUCCCAAUGAAGGUGGAAAAGAAACCUAAACUGACGGUGACAGCUGCCGCGCCCGCCGCCAAGGCCGACACGCCAAUCAACGCGCUCAUCAAGAGGAUAGAGGAGAGGUGCUACGCCGACCUGGUCGAGGCUUGUCGGGAAAUGGCGGAAGCUCGCGGCACAUCCCUAAUAGCAGUAAUGCCGCUGGCCGGCUUAAAGGCCAUGUCUACACGGCUACCAGAAUCGCCGGACGACAUGCUAUCUCUGCCUCAUGUCACCCGCGCCAACUAUGACAAAUAUGGCGCGGAGCUGCUCAAGAUUACAUCAGCUUAUGCCGUGGAAAAGAUGGGUCUUCUCAUGCAGUAUCAAGACGAGUUAGAACAAGAGAAACCAGCCGAAGAUGAUUUCGCCGACGGCACUGACUCAGAAACAGACUGGGACAGUCUGGCCAAAGGCGCUAGCCACAAUGCAAGUGCCUCAAGUACCAGGAGUCGAGGACGCGGGAGGAGCUUCACAAGAGGAGUUAAGAAGAGGUUUAAGAAGAAGCGAGCAGCGUCGGCAGCCAAGACGAAAGCCGCACUAGGCGCUUACGCGGCGCGCGGGCGCGGCGCGACCAGUGCCCGGGGCGCGAGCGCGGCCGGCAGCUCCGCGGCUGCCAAGCCCGUGCCCGCUUGGAAAUCUUCAGCUGGAAACAAGCUGGGAAGCAUGCCGGUGCCUCGCGCCAAUACUGUGCUCAAUACCAGGCCGGGCGUCUUUAACCCGUCCAAGCUCAACCUGUUAUAGACCCAACAGCUGAAAUUGAUAAUCGGAUGAAGGUAAUAUUUCGAUAUUAACUAAAACUGCAGUAUUAACAGGCUGACCGUAUGCUUGUUUGCCACCGACGUAGUUUAAAAAAAAACUCAAUAUGAAGAUGAAGAUUUGAAGAAGUUAUAGCACAACCUAUAAAAUAAACAAAUGACCAAAU
This is a messenger RNA of Leguminivora glycinivorella, 4433 nucleotides long. It is a transcript of the gene Blm, whose product is annotated as Bloom syndrome protein homolog. The coding region runs from base 113 to 4252 and encodes 1379 amino acids. Lineage: Eukaryota; Metazoa; Arthropoda; Insecta; Lepidoptera; Tortricidae. Gene Ontology annotation, cellular component: chromosome; cytoplasm; nucleus. Gene Ontology annotation, biological process: DNA replication; double-strand break repair via homologous recombination. The record is from RefSeq and is a predicted model, not a curated record. The transcript is spliced from 22 exons. Gene Ontology annotation, molecular function: ATP binding; 3'-5' DNA helicase activity; nucleic acid binding.